CGGACCUGGAAACAACAGAAUAAUUCGCUCUAUCUGUUAUACGACUCACCUAGCAAUGACUGACGUCCAAAAGCCUGGCACCCCAAAGCGGGUGACCAUGGCAGGUGAACAGAGAGCCUCAUCUGGAAGUUCCAGAGGGAGUGGCAAGCGAUCAGGCUCUCCUGAAAAAAGGGUCCCAAGUGCUGUACAAAGAUGGAAGCGACAACAUGAGCAAUCCAUGAUGGAAAAGCUUGUUGGUUUAAGAAAUGAGAAGAAGGAACUAACUAAAAUUUCACGAGAGCAAGCAAGAAAUGUUGCAAGAAAAAUCCCUACUGAAUUACUUGGCAGAGACUGGUUGAAUAUGAUUGAAGCUACUCUUGAGACAAGAGCAUAUUUAGUUGAGAAACUAAUGCCUACUCUGAUUCUAGGAGUAGAAAAGUUACUAAAUGAAGCAGAUAAGAGGGGAUUAGCAGGAAAAGAUGCAAGAGACCCUAACUUUAAUCCAAUUAAUUUCUUGGCACAGCAUUUAAUGAGGAAUAAUCCAAGGUAUAGCAAUUUCUCAGAGGCAUCACCAUAUGUGAGGACACUGAGAGAAAUAACUGAAGAAUUGAAGAGGGAGUUAUUCAAUAUUGAAGACAACAGACUGGCUCGCAUUAAGUCUGAGGCUCGUCGUCGUCGUGAAGAAAGAGAGAAGAAUGAAGCAAUGAAGCUUGCAGAGCGUGUGACAAGGAUGAAAAUGCUCAUGGACCAGUUCAAGGAAUGGAGUGCCGUACCUGAUGGAACAGUUGAACUCCAACUGCUGCAAAAUGCUCUACGGUCGUUUGUGGAGCUAUCAGAGAAGUUUCCAGAGCAUCUUCAAGCUGCGGCGAAGUUAAGUCAGCCUCUGGAAUCGACUGACGAAUCUGGCAAGUCUCUCACUGUGAAGGAGUUUGCAAAGUAUGUGAUCCAGUACACAGACGAGCUAUCGGAGACCCUGUUUGAACGUUUUAUGAUGCACAUGGCCAAAUGUGCCGCUGCAAACCGCUCCCUGACUAUGCGUGAGGCCCGACGUAUUCACCUCACGAACCUCUUCCUGUCAUGUGAUCACAGCGGGAUUGGUUUAUUGGAUCGCCAUCGUAUUCUGAGUCUGUUUGAAAAUUACUGGGACAGCGCUAAAGAUGAAAUAAAAGGCAACCUUUGCAAUCCCAGAAAAUGGCCAGUUGUUGAGGUAGAUGAGGCUGAUGAUUCCAUCAGCGAUGAGGAUGAGGAGCAAACCCCAACGUCAGGGGGAGGUAAAACUGGUAAACCUGCCAGCCCAGUGGGAGGUAAACCAGCCAGCCCACCUCCAAACAAUCAGGAGAAGGCACAGGAGCAGACACAAGUUACUGUUGAGCAGAAACAGGAACCAGCUAGUGGUGCGCAGGAGGAAAAGAAAGAAGAGCCUGCAAAGACUGAAACAGCUGAACCUGAAAAACCAACAGAACAGGGGAAAGAGGCAGAAGAAAAGAAAGAAGAAAAGGUUGAAGAUAAAUCAGAAGAACAGAAGGAAGAAAGCAAACCUGAAGAACCAAAAGCAGAACAAACGGAACAAAAAGAAGCAACUGAUGUUAAACCAGAAGAAGCAAAGACUGAAGAAGCUAAACCAGAAACUGAAGAAGUCAAGAAAGAAACAGAACAAGCAAAGGCAGAGACUGCAACUGAAACAGGAACAGGAACUGGUACAGUUGAAAAAACUGAGACUGCAGUUGGUGGGACAGGUACGGAAACUGAUGAGCAGGUUCCACAGACAGCUGAAACUGGUACAAGCAGAGAACAGACACAGGCUAAGGCUGAUGAACAGACUGAAGAGGGUGCUGAUAAAGAGAAGGAAGGAGAGAUUGAAGCAGAUGUGGCAUUGACAGUAGACAUGAUGAAACCUAAGACGCCAGCUACUGCUGGCCAGCAGACAGUCCAAUUUGCUGAUGGUACACAAUUUGAGAGGGAUAAUACUGCCAUGACCAAUGUGAGCCUAGCCACGGGACAAUCAACAUUUGACGAGAAUUCCCUAAAUGUGUCGCAGUUCGUCCAGGUGACCGAGACAUUCCUCGGUAACGAGCCGACCUUUGGAAGUUUUGAUCGCCUCAUGAAGUACAUCAAGUCGGAGUAUCAGGAGACAGAGGAUGAAAAGAUGGAGAGACUGAUGAGGGCCCGCAAAGAAGCGAUGUCAUCCCGUCGUAAGAUGUUACUGGACCAACUCUUCGACAAGUGGGAUAACGACGGCUCUGGUUUCCUAGACCAGGAGGAGGUGGAGAAUGUUAUGACGAAAUACAAGGACGGACAGGAGUCGGAUUCCAUUGAGAAGGCUAAGACUGAGAUGAAAAAGAAAACAAAGCAGCCACAAGAUAACCGGUUGAGCCGACGUGAGUUCCGUACCUUUGUUACCAUGGUAGCUGAUCAGAUGCCGGGGGCCGAUGCCUUUGAGUACUUCGUUGAGUUCCUCAACCUUAGUGUGGAGCAAGCCUCCGACGUAGCGAGUCUCAUGAUAGAUAAUUUUUAUCUUCGACGUACAUAUGCUGAGCGUAUUCGAGGAGAGGCGCGUAAGAAAUGGCUUCAACACAUCAUCACAGCUGCUGAUACUGGCGGAGCCUCCAUUGAUCCUGUGUACAAGGCCGUGUUCCAGGCUCUAUUUAAGGAUGCGGAGGCUCAUGGGGGAGGCAAGAACAUCUCCGCAAACAUCGCCAUGUUGGAGCGUAACAACGUGGCUAGGGAUAGAGGUGACGUGAUGUUACGCUAUGUGGCAGCCACCACUGAGGAUGCAGAUUUUCUCCUCGGCAAGAUUCUCUACAAGGACAUGAAGGGGAUCAGUUUUUCGGCUGUGGAGAGUGGCAAACCGAUCCAUGUUCCACGGGUGGCGAACCAUGGCAACAUCAUGUUCUGGAACCCUUACAGGAAACCUGAUGAAAGGGAGGGAUCGUUCAUUGUUAUCCCACUGAAGGACAGGAGGAAGCGGGUAUUUGGCCUUCUGGGUAUGGACACGCUCGCCGACUCCCACACCAAGAGCAUCUUUAUCACGCAUGAGAUACAGUUCUUCCAGGGUGUGUCAAAAUCAUUCAGCAUAGCGUACCACAGUAUUGACCUGCGUAAGAAGCUGCUGAGGAUAACGGAGAGCGCCGUUUCCUGGAUCCAUCGACGUAGCCCGCACGUGAAGGAGAUCGUGUGCUACAUUGUUGAACCAGACGAGGAAAGUAAGGACUUUGUCCUGAGGAAAAUGAUGAUGACGGACAAGCGGGGUGCUAUACAGAACCUCAAUCAGCCUCCGAGGCUUAUGAGGAAGGAUAACCUCUUUAGGGACUACCUUUUCAAGGCCGUCGACAACUCUGAAAGUGUGUCAGCCGAUGCUUAUGGAGAGCACCACCUCGCAUUCCCGCUACGUAACGAUCAAGGCCGCACACAGGCAAUCCUUGAUAUCAGCAUAGGGGAGCUAAAACAACUUCCAAGCCAUGAGAAUCGUGAGGUCCAGCGUAUGUUACGUCUCCUGCAGAUGGCACAUAAGGAAAUUAAUAAAGAAAUGGCUGGCGAGGACAAGAAUGUUGUACUAGAGGCUGAAAACAAUGAAGAAACACGCAUGGAUAUUAUGUUUGACCGCCUUAUGUUGAUGGAACUUCGCGAAAAUGUGACCAAGGUCGACACAAAGGCGUUUGCCGAGCUGCGUAGCUACAACGACCCACCAAGGAUUGUACACGACAUUCUGAAGUCGGUUACUGCAAUUUUCAGCUUCCAAGAGACAGAGCAGGGAAUGUUUGAUGACUGGCAACAGAUGAAAGGGCAAAUCAACAACGACCUUCUACAGAAGAUCGUAGCCUAUGAUCCGACAGCCGGCCAGGACCUUAUUCCUCCAGAAAAAAUCGAGCGAUACUUGAAAAAUGUUCCGCACGGGGAGGUAGCGAAACACAGCUCUGUCCCUGCACAGCACAUGUACAACUGGGUGUUCGUGUGUCUGUCCCUCAUUGAGCACACACUCAAAAUGCGAGAUAAUAACGAUGAUAUUCUCCCGCCCGCCAAGGACAGCGCAGAGAAAGAACGGACUGAUGAACAAAUUGUCUCUGAACAGACGAAUGAGCAAGAAGCUACUAGUUAAGCCUAACACUGUGAUUCAAAAAAUAAAUAAUCUAUUUUGAUAUGCCUUAGUUGACUUUUAUGCGUAAAGCAUGUCAUUUAUAACAAAUUACUUUUGUAGAGUUUAUGAGCUAUUUUGAAAAGUCUAUAGUUACAGAAUAUACAAUGAAAUAAAUACUGUUAUUUGAAUGUUUAAGAUGUGUGUGAUCUUCUGUGAAUACCUUAGAUACGUUUUCAUAUAUAAUAGCAAUAAGAACAAUCAUAUUUUAAAUAACAAUAAAUCUUAAUAUAAGUGAGAACAUGCCUGUGAAGUUUUUUUUACCAUGUCUGCCUUAAAGAGACUUGUUCAUGUUUUUAAGGGUCAGAAAUCGAAACAACUAAAUUUUAACGAAGGUUUAAAAAAUGUUUGCCAACAUUAAAACUGUAAACAAGUCCCUUUAAAGGUAUUAUUUUGACUUGAAAAUGUGCAACUUUUUAAUAUUACAGACUCUGUUUGUUUUUAGGGAAAUUAUUUGUAUAAAUUGUAAAAAAUAGCUGAAGUUAGCUGAUUUCUAUAUUUCUAUAUUUCCACUUAACAAUGAUAAGCCAUAACUCAUAAGAGGAUGUUUUAUGUGAAUACAGCGCCUUCUUCAGUGAAAAUAUGUUUUUCCACUGUUCAUGUUUUAAUGCAUUUUACCUGUGAUAAUUGUUUCAAUAGUGUUGUGAAGUCUGUGAUACCUUCAUUUUUUACAAUACACCAAGCAUUUUCGUGGCUGAUAAUGUUUAUUUAAAUAAAACUAUAAAAAAGUU
Mya arenaria is the source of this 4842-nucleotide messenger RNA. RefSeq names its product EF-hand calcium-binding domain-containing protein 5-like. The record is from RefSeq and is a predicted model, not a curated record. The transcript is spliced from 23 exons. Lineage: Eukaryota; Metazoa; Mollusca; Bivalvia; Myida; Myidae. Bases 56 to 4075 code for a protein of 1339 amino acids. Gene Ontology annotation, molecular function: protein binding; calcium ion binding.